This is a messenger RNA of Choloepus didactylus (southern two-toed sloth), 4346 nucleotides long. It is a transcript of the gene MBTPS2, whose product is annotated as membrane bound transcription factor peptidase, site 2. Lineage: Eukaryota; Metazoa; Chordata; Mammalia; Pilosa; Megalonychidae. The coding region runs from base 115 to 1677 and encodes 520 amino acids. Gene Ontology annotation, molecular function: protein binding; metalloendopeptidase activity. Gene Ontology annotation, biological process: regulation of response to endoplasmic reticulum stress; membrane protein intracellular domain proteolysis. Gene Ontology annotation, cellular component: membrane; cytoplasm. The record is from RefSeq and is a predicted model, not a curated record. The transcript has 11 exons.
UUGGUUCCUGCGCAGAUGCCGGGGCCGUAGGCGUCGCGCGGUUGGCUGGUUGCGGUUCACAGGGAGGAGGACGUCGGGGCUCGCCUUCCCUCCGCCUCCGCCGCCGCCACCGCCAUGAUUCCGGUGUCGCUGGUGGUGGUGGUGGUGGGCGGCUGGACCGCUGUCUACCUGACCGACUUGGUGCUGAAGUCCUCUGUCUAUUUUAAGCAUUCUUAUGAAGACUGGCUGGAAAACAAUGGGUUGAGCAUCUCCCCUUUUCACAUAAGAUGGCAAACUGCUGUUUUCAAUCGUGCCUUUUACAGUUGGGGACGGCGGAAAGCAAGGAUGCUUUACCAGUGGUUCAAUUUUGGAAUGGUGUUUGGAGUGAUUGCCAUGUUUAGCUCUUUUUUCCUUCUUGGAAAAACGCUGAUGCAGACUUUGGCACAAAUGAUGGCUGAGUCUCCCUCUUCCUAUUCUUCCUCCUCUUCCUCCUCUUCUUCCUCUUCCUCUUCUUCCUCUUCCUCCUCUUCCUCUUCUUCCUCCUCAAUUCACAACGAACAGGUGCUGCAAGUUGUGGUUCCUGGUAUCAAUUUACCUGUCAACCAACUGACCUAUUUCUUCGCUGCAGUCCUCAUUAGUGGUGUUGUACAUGAAAUUGGACAUGGGAUAGCAGCCAUUAGGGAACAAGUUCGAUUUAAUGGCUUUGGGAUUUUUCUCUUCAUUAUUUAUCCUGGAGCAUUUGUUGAUCUGUUCACCACUCAUUUGCAAUUUAUAUCUCCAGUCCAGCAGCUAAGGAUAUUUUGUGCAGGUAUCUGGCAUAAUUUUGUCCUUGCCCUUUUGGGUAUUUUAGCUCUUGUUCUCCUGCCGGUAAUUCUCUUGCCAUUUUACUACACUGGAGUCGGGGUGCUAAUCACCGAAGUUGCUGAGGACUCACCUGCCAUUGGACCCAGAGGCCUUUUUGUGGGAGACCUUGUCACCCAUCUGCAGGAUUGUCCUGUUACUAGUGUGCAAGAUUGGAAUGAAUGUCUAGAUAACAUCGCAUAUGAGCCCCAAAUUGGUUACUGUAUAAGUGCAUCAACUUUACAGCAGUUAAGCUUCCCAGUUAGAGUGUACAAACGGCUGGAUGGUUCUACUGAAUGUUGUAACAAUCACAGCCUCACGGAUUUGUGCUUUUCCUACAGAAAUAAUUUUAAUAAGCGUUUGCACACAUGUCUACCUGCCCGGAAAGCCAUUGAAGCCACUCAAGUUUGUAGAACCAAUAAAGAUUGUAAAAAAGGCUCAAGUUCAAGUUUCUGUAUAGUACCUUCUUUGGAAACUCAUACUCGCUUAAUAAAAGUGAAGCACCCGCCUCAAAUUGAUAUGUUGUAUGUAGGACAUCCACUGUACCUUCACUACACAGUGAGCAUCACCAGUUUUAUACCACGUUUCAACUUUCUAAGCAUAGAUCUGCCUGUGGUUGUGGAGACGUUUGUCAAGUACUUGAUUUCACUCUCAGGAGCUCUAGCUAUUGUCAAUGCAGUGCCCUGCUUUGCUUUGGACGGACAGUGGAUUUUAAACUCUUUCCUGGAUGCCACCCUUACCUCAGUGAUUGGAGACAAUGAUGUCAAAGAUCUGAUAGGAUUUUUCAUCUUGCUUGGUGGCAGUGUGCUUUUGGCUGCGAACGUGACUCUGGGCCUCUGGAUGGUUACAGCCCGGUAAUGUUUGCACUCAUCUGACAGAAUAUCUGAGUUACAGUAUACAGCUAUGUGGAAAUAACCAUUGCCAUUCAAAACCUUACUUGGUAAGAAAUAUAAAGUGUUUUCUUAAAGUUAUGUCUUAGCCAACAACUUUGAGCUCCUAUAUCCAGAGAACCCAAAUUCUGGGGUGGGGAAUAAACUAAAGAAAUGGAAGGUAUAGUCCCUGAGGACAGUCUAGUUUCAAAGACUAAACAUACACACUUCAGAUGCUUGCGGAACAAUUUCUAAACAAGUACAAAUUCAUGUAAUAUCAUUUUGCAUGACUCCACAUUAUGUUGAAAUAGUGUAAAGGAGAAUAGAAUUGGGUCGAUUUAAUCAGGGAAAACUUCUUUCAAAAGCAAUAUUAAUCAAGAUUUGAAGGAGACCAGACUUUGGCCAAGCAGAAGGGUAAGCAUUUUCUUGGCCUCUAUCUCUUGUCCUUUGUCUUGUUUGAAAAAUAUUUUAAAAUCUAAUGGUGUAUUAUUUUGUACUUUGAAAACUUAGGUAUGAUUACAAUUAAAGUAGUACAAUUCUAUAAAAGAAUCUGAUGACAUGAAAUGACAUGAAACAGAAUAUCCUUGUCAAACGAUGCCAAACAAAUGAAUAAACAAAGUAAGACGUAUGACCUAUGAUAUCAUGAGACACAUUUUGCUCCACAAGAAUUGCCUCUUUAGUAAUGUGCCUGCACCCUCACAAAGCAGCAUUAGCCUUGACAUUCAGAGUGAACUGCAGGCAAGGGUCUGACACCUACAGUGUGUGAGAAGAGGCAGUUAGGGUUGAGCAUCAGAACUGAGCCAGGUCUUCUGACAGAUCCCACAUGUCACUCUUCAGCAGUCCUGGUUACCCUUCUCUAGAGCCCUUCCAGGACAGAUUAUUUUCUCUUGUGCUGCUGAGUCCACAUGGGGCCUAGUUCCUGGGUCCCUAUCCUCAAGAAGCAACCACCUUGAGCUCUGAGCCAUGCUCUGUCCUCACUAACCUCUCCCAUGUUUCACUGUGUCAGGUGAUUGAACACUUAGUCCUUGCUGUCCGUCUUUCUCCUAAGCUACCUCUGUGGGCCCACCAAAGACUUUGUAGUACAGUGAGAAAUAGCUAUACACAAGUACAAAUGUGGCUUUGCCAGAGCCUGGGAACUGACUCUUGAGCCCAAAAGAGCUCGUUCAGGGUCUUUUGGACUGGAGAUACAGCCCUGGGAAAUUUGGGAAGUCAGCAAGCCAGUGUGAACAUAUUGGUCUUAGAAGUGUAUGAGUAUUUGUUUCCUUGAUGAAAAAUACAUGCUUCUUCCAUACACUGAAAAAGUGAUAAAAAGGCAAUAACUCAUUGACAGCCAAGUAUCAACUUCUUCACUAAGUGGGGUUACCUGUUUCAGAUAUUAAGUUGCUCUUUAAGCACUAAAAGUUUUUAAUCAUUUUUAAGAAACUCUUUUAAAUUUUAUUACAAAUUUGCAUUUCUUCUUAAACAGAAAUUAUAUUGAAUAUGAUUUUAAAUUUUAUCAGUGACUCGAAGUCAUCAGUUAAUAACAGUACUAAAACUGGACAAAUUCUUAGUUUAUCCCAGGAAAAAUAUGGCAUUUGUUCUAUUCUUAGGUAGACAUUCAUUUGGGAUCAAAGUUUAUUAGCAUAGUAAUGCUCAAAUUUGUUUAGGCAAUAGAGCUUGGAGAAUGCCAUGAAAUAAUAUAUAAUUAACUGGAUUACAUGAACUAAGCAAUUAAUGAAAAUAUUGCUUAUGUGCAGGUCAUUUUCUUUUAAACUGAGAAAAAAUUUUAAUAGGGGAAAUCCUAUCCAUUACCUUCUUUUUUCUGGGUUAUAGAAAAAACAGUCAUUGUAUUUUAGCUGUUCAGCACCUUGGUCAGGAUUUGGGAGCCAUUCUAUUAGGAAAUUGAGUAGAUAAGUACUAUUUUGUAUAGAAAUGGUUUCAUGUUAUAUCAGAACAGAAAUGUUACAUGUUUGUCUCUUCAGCAUGAUUGUGGGCACUUCUAGAACAAGGACCAUGUUAUAUUCAUCUUUGCAUCCCUGGCACAGUGCAUGAGACAUCAUAAGUGCUUAAUAAAUGUGGUUGAAUGGAUGAUGAUUAGUGUUAUUUAUGGAAUAGAAAAGCAUGUUUCUAUUUAAGUAGCUGUAAAAAGUAUUAUUGAAUAUUUACUAUAAAUAUAUGUUAACAUAAAAAAUUAACUUGGAAGGUCUUUGUGUCCCUGGUGUAUUAUCUUCUUUAUGGAAAUAAUCCAUUUUGGUUUCUGUAGAGCAAUUAGAAAAAUGAAUUAUUUUGAGGAUUCGAAGUGUUCUUUCUGUGUUGUCACUUUGUUCAACAGCAAAACCUUAUUCUCAGUGUUCCUAUUCCACAUCGUUUACAUUUUUGAGGGUUUUCUUUUAAUCACCUACAAUCUGUAAAGAAUGUAUUUUUUUUAGCAUCUCAGUUUGGAAAGAUAUACAGUUAAACUUGACCUUUUGAUAAUCACUCUUAUAGGUCAUUGUCUAACAGUAAAUUAUAAAAGUGUCCUAUGGUAUUUAUUGAAUGUCCACAUACUAAUGGGCACAAGUAUUUUUUUCUUUAAAUCUUUUAACUGUGCUGUAAUUCAUUCUGAAGCUUUAACUUGAAAUUAUAAUUGCUGACAUUUGAUGUUUAGCAAUAAAAGAAUAAAUGUGUGCUAGCAUUUUA